Molecule: messenger RNA, 600 nt
Organism: Henningerozyma blattae CBS 6284
Lineage: Eukaryota; Fungi; Ascomycota; Saccharomycetes; Saccharomycetales; Saccharomycetaceae
Gene: PST2
Product: flavodoxin-like fold family protein
Exons: 1
Coding region: 1-600 (199 amino acids)
Molecular function (GO): NAD(P)H dehydrogenase (quinone) activity; FMN binding
Source: RefSeq, a predicted model, not a curated record
AUGGCUCAAAAAGUUGCUAUCAUCAUCUACUCCAUGUACGGCCACGUCGCCGAAAUGGCUGAAGCUGAAAAAAAGGGGAUCAUCAGGGCUGGUGGUCAAGCUCAAAUCUACCAAGUCCCAGAAACUUUAUCCCCAGAUGUCUUGAAAUUGAUGCAUGCUGCUCCAAAACCAAACUACCCAAUUGCUACCAAAGAGACUUUGACUGAAUACGACCACUUCUUAUUCGGUAUUCCAACCAGAUUCGGUAACUUCCCAGCUCAAUGGAAGGCUUUCUGGGAUCAAACCGGUGGUUUAUGGGCUGGUGGUGCUCUACAUGGUAAGACUGUUGGUAUGUUCGUCUCUACUGGUACCGGUGGUGGUAACGAAUCUACCAUCAUGAAUUGUUUGUCUACCAUUGUUCAUCACGGUAUGAUCUUUGUUCCAUUAGGUUACAAGACAGCCUUCCCACAAUUGACCAACUUGGAAGAACCACACGGUGGUUCCCCAUGGGGUGCUGGUACUUUUGCCGGUGCUGAUGGUUCUAGAAUGCCAACCGACUUGGAAUUGAAGAUUGCUUCUAUCCAAGGUGAAGCUUUCUACUCUACCAUUGCCAAUAUGUGA